GUUAUCCUCGUGUUUUUCGGCCGCGCCGCGCGAAUCCGCCCGCGUUUCUCGCGUCGGUUCUCGCGUCGGGAAUUUUUGAUUGUUUUUUUUUUCCCUUCUUUCCUCCACCUCUGUCAUCCAUUAGUAAAUAGGAAAGAUGGCAGCAGAUUAUUGCGCUUUUUUCCCGUACUUUCGUCCCGGGGCGGACAUUUUUCCCGGGACAAUCACCGCGGGUGAGCCGGGAACGGUUGUUCUCGCCGAAAAUCCUAACGAAAUCACCCGCCGAGCGCGUUUUCACGAGCGAAAUCCGCCGCGUUUCACGUUUUUUGAAUGAAACACCGCCGUUGACGGGACGUACGCGAUUCGCGACGGGUUUUUACACGGGCUCUCGUCGCCCUCCGCGCGAGACUCGCCGCUCGGACGAGCGUUUUGCCGGAAAAGCUCCUUCGCUCCUCGUCCCCGUGCUUAACCUAUGAGUGCGGAGAUCGGAUCCGACGUAAAUAAACAAGACGUCGCGCGCUGAAUCUCUCGGAAACUCUGGAGAAUCGCGCGGAAGCUUAUCGCGAUGAUCGCUAUCGACGAGAUGGAGCAGAGGGAUCUCCCACAGGCAUUCCGCCUGCUGGGGGAGAUGAAUGCCAAUGUUCUGCAGGUGAACCAGCUCGUGGACAAUAUGCUGGUGCGCGUGAAGAACGGCGAGAUCUCCACGGAUAAGGGUCUGAGUUUUCUCGAGAUGAAGUAUCACAUGUUACUCUCCUAUCUUAUCAAUCUCACCUACGUGGUAUUGAGAAAAUGUUCCGGCGAGCGUAUCGAGGGUGAUCCGUCGAUCGAUCGUCUGAUCGAGAUCAGGACUGUCCUAGAGAAAAUCCGACCAAUAGAUCACAAGCUCAAGUACCAAAUAGAUAAGCUCGUCAAGACUGCGGUAACCGGUACCAUCAACAGCGACGACCCCAGUAACUUUAGGGCGAAUCCCGAUGCGCUGGUCGCAAAACUCGACGGCGAGGACUCCGACAGCGAUCAGGAGGAGGAGACGGACGGCUUCAAAUCAACAACGCAACAGUCUAGGAAGUCUAACGUUUAUGUGCCGCCGAAACUCGCUGCGGUCCAUUAUGAUGGCGAUGAAACAAUGGCGGAGAAGAUGCGCAAGGCCAGCGAGAGAGCUCGUAGACGUGCUGUGUCGAACACAGUUUUGCGAGAGUUGAAGGAGGAGUAUCUAGACGCGCCUGUGGAAGACAGCCAGGGUCUGGGCGAGAAGCGGGCGAUUUUGGUGCACGAGGACAAACGGAAGAUCGAAUACGAAGAGAAUUAUAUGACACGCUUGCCCGUCACCAAGCAAGAGAAACACAGGCGUCGUCAGAUGACGACUCUGGGCACUCUCGGCGAAGAAAUCACCACUUUCGGCGAGUCAUCCGCCAAAUCCGCCAAAAAGAGAAAAGCUCAGAGGAAGGGCAAGGCUAAAAAGAGUUUCAAGAAAAAGCGGCAUCAUUAAGUAACGACUUCGGGACUUUGGCGAGACCUGGAGUUUCAUACAGCAUUAACGAUUAAGGUAAAAGGCAAAAAAUAAAUUUAUUCGACUUCUUCUUCGAAACAAAAAGCAGAUGCCACUAAUACUCGUUACUAAGUUAAGCUAAAAAUAACGUCGUAACGUCUAGUAAUUUAAAAAAAAGGGCAACGUGUCGACGGAGUAAAAAUAGCACGAUGGUAAUUUAUUACUGUAUAAGACAUACUAAUGGUCGUGUAAUUGAUAAUUCUAGUUAAUAAUGAUUUUAAUCUUUAACUGUUGUCUGAGAGAGAUCAAUUUUGAUCUGUGGAGUUGAGAGAUGAGAUCCAUCGCAAAAAGAAUGGUAUUCUACGCGAGCGUAAAAAACGUGGCGAGUGAAACGACGUCAAACAUGAUGGCACAUACGAGCUUAAAUGGAAAUUAUGUGUCGUAAUAGGGUAAUAUUGUAUCGUAAUGUUGGAUCGAGUAGCGGAUUAACGGCUCCAAGAUUGAAAAUUGUGAAUUACACGUAAAAGUUGAAAGCAGAACAUUUUUCUGCUUUAUUUUGAAAUAUUCUCCGGCUAUAUAGGGAAAGAGAAGAAGGGAGGAAAUCAGUAAACGCAUAGCAGGAGAGACGCGAUAUUGAAUUAAUUGUUAAUGGAAAGCGUAAAAAUCACAAGACAUUCAGCCCAAGUUGGAAAAUUCAAGAUUAAAAAAAGAAGAAACGAGAGAAGAGGAGACAAAAAAGAAACACAUUUAUCUCUAGGAACUUUGCACACAGUCGACGCAACUUGUAAAACGAGCAAAAAGAAAGAAAAAAAACGAGCAAAAAACGAUAUUUCGUCGAUAUCGCAUGUCUUAGGAUUUUCUCGCUGUCUUAGAGUAGUGAAGUAGUUACUAGUUUUACUAUAUUAUAUGUAUGUUUCGUUUGUGUUUUUCCCCUGGUGAAACUGUUGAGGCUAUUAUAAAAAUAUUUGGAUGUGAGUCAUGUUUUUACGUUAAGUUUCAUUUCUCUUUUCUUUUAUUAUUAUUAUUACAAUGUGCUUGUGCAUUGUAUUUAUAUAUAUGUUGUUUUUGCGUUGGAUUUAAGUCGUUAAACUUAUAUUGAUGGUAAUAUAAGGAUAACACGAGCGUGUCAAAAUUCAAAAUUGUCGUCAUGUUCUCAGAUUUGAUUUUGAUUGACUGAUUGUUUGAUUUCUCGGAGAGAAAAAAAGAGAGAGAGAGAGGGGGGGAGCCUGUCAUAUCACAUAUACGAUAAGAAUAGACGAACGGACGGACGAACGUACAAACGAACAAAGGAAAAAGGACUUUAGGGCGAUAAUCACUUCUGCAAACCGAUAAAAUAGGAUAUUUGUACAAUCAAACCGCGCGCAUGGAAUCGUGGGAGGAGGGGGAGGAAUCGCGUUAAUCGAUCCCCCUUAAAUAUAUAGGUUGCAUUUUUUUAACGUUGUUAUAUCGUGUAUCAACGAGCGGGUGGGAGCCUCGUUUGCGUCCCCUCCCCCCGCGAGUGUGAAAUGUUCCUUUUUAAAAUAGCGAGGAGAAGAGUCGAGCGACAUAUACGUUGUUCUAUACAGAGACUAUAUACGUUAGAAAUAUAUGCGUUAUAUAGCUCAUAUUGCUCACAUUCCGUGCAGAAGUGAUCUCCCUUCAACCCCCCUUCCCCCUUCUUCCUCCGCGAAAAAGUAAACUAAACUCGAACUUCGCUGCGUAUGCUGGCCAAGGGCUCAACCAUCCAUAGAUAUUAUAUUUUUUACAGAAGUGUUCAUAGAUUGAGCCAACUUGGCGCGGCGCCGACGAUGUGUCGCACGCCCUCCCCCUCUCUCUCCCCGACGAUCUCUGCGAGAACGAAUUAAUUAAAGGAGAAAAAAAAAAGAAAAAAAUGUGAUAAUGAUUAUUCAUGAAAUAAUAGUUAAAGAGAAACUUAAACAAAAUAGCACAAUCGCUGGGCAUUAUUUACAAAGUGCUAGCAAGCCUAAUGUCAGCAGCCUUGUCGUAUUUGGUAUUAAAAGAAAAUGAAGCUUGAAGACGUCGAAUUUUGUACGGACGGGACUUCUUCUUCGCUCUUCUAAAGAAUCACCCACGCGGCUGAUAACGAUUGUUUCGUCACGCGCGCGAAAACGACGGAACGUCUCGAGUCUGUCCGAUAUUCGGCGUCCUCGGGCUUCGUUGCAUAGAUGAUAAUUUUGUGAAGCGCACUUAUAACCGACGCGAAUUACGAGCCCAAAAGGAAAGAUGCAAUUCCGAUCUUUGCGACUCUCAAGUUUCGAUUACUGCCGAUUACCAAUAGUGUAUCAAUAGCGAACGAGAUUUUUUGCAAUAGACGAAACAUACUCCUCCUACAAGGCCUGAAAUAUUUGUAUUCUAUAUACGCUGGAUUUUUUAUACGUACACACACACGCGCGCGCGCGCGCGCGCAUAUAUUUAUACAUAUAUAUGUACCUACUUUGGGCUCGCGGUCGCAAGUGUGAUAAGAUGCGCGAAAGGAGUAUUCAUACGAUACACACAUAUCCACACGCAACAUAUAGAAGCAGCAAGGUAAUAGGAUUAUUACAUUUAAUACACUACCUCAAAUCAAUAGAAAUAUGGAUUUACAGUAAUAAAAGAAAAAUAAAUUCCACAGCGGACAACUUAUACAUUUUUUUUUCUACACACGUACCGGCCACCGACGUUAUUUUUUACGGGAUCGCAAAAUCUCGCUUCGUCGAGAGAUGCGCGUAUAAUAGACUUUUAUUCGUGUAGAUUUUUAUUCUCGAGUAUGAAAUAUCGCCUCUAUAUAUGAUAAUCCUGAGAGACACGAGAAUAAGGAGUUUUUAUUAAUUUUAUCAACAAGAAAUUCUGUGGAAAUUUAGAGAUUUCUAUUUGUUGAGUCUGUAUUAUAGAAGAAUGCAGCUUGUAUUUAAAUUCCUUUGUUCAUUCUACAAGUACGUUUCAGUACAAAAGAGAGGGAAAGAGAGAGAGAGAGCGAUAAAUUCACCGAUCGAUUUUGUGCACUUGAAGAUCUACACUGUGUUUCUCAGGAUUAAAAGAGAGACGGACCUACAAAUGUACAAAUGUAUUAGAAAAGUGUAUUGUGUAAGAGCGUUGCCGCUGCGGAUUUUUAAGAGAAGUAGUCCUUCAAAUCCAACAACGCUGCCGAAUGCCGAACUGAAAAAAAUGAAAGAAAGAAAGAAAAGUAUCAAGAAGAAAAGUAUCUUUGCAGCAGAGACGAGAUGAUGAUAGGGAUGAUUUAUUGACUACAUUCAUAGUCUUUGAAGAGAGAGUACGAUGUUUGAUUUAUAUAUUGGUGAAUUUUUCUCUCUGUAAUUUUAUGUGUACUAUAUAAAUGACAAUUCUCAACGUAUGUGAGCAAGAGAGAUAAUUGCGAGAAAGAAGAGCGAGAGAAAAAAAUAAAGGGAGAGAAAGUGAGAGAGAGAGAAAGAGAGAAUGUGUGUGUUUACCUUGUACAUUUACAAAUUGUGGUUAUUACGAAUGAAUUAUGAUUAUUAAUUAUUAUUAUUAUUAUUAUCACGGAUUAUACUAUGAUUAUUAUUAUCAUCAUGUAGAAUGCUUCUUACUGACUGAAUAAAAUGUUUUCAAUGUCA
Camponotus floridanus (Florida carpenter ant) is the source of this 5037-nucleotide messenger RNA. RefSeq names its product neuroguidin. Lineage: Eukaryota; Metazoa; Arthropoda; Insecta; Hymenoptera; Formicidae. The record is from RefSeq and is a predicted model, not a curated record. The coding region runs from base 545 to 1465 and encodes 306 amino acids. Gene Ontology annotation, biological process: maturation of SSU-rRNA from tricistronic rRNA transcript (SSU-rRNA, 5.8S rRNA, LSU-rRNA). The transcript is spliced from 4 exons. Gene Ontology annotation, cellular component: small-subunit processome; nucleolus.